This is a messenger RNA of Zymoseptoria tritici IPO323, 1152 nucleotides long. RefSeq lists its product as uncharacterized. The record is from RefSeq and is a predicted model, not a curated record. Gene Ontology annotation, molecular function: protein binding. Gene Ontology annotation, cellular component: nucleus. NCBI's taxonomy places the organism in Eukaryota, Fungi, Ascomycota, Dothideomycetes, Mycosphaerellales, Mycosphaerellaceae. The transcript has a single exon. Bases 1 to 1152 code for a protein of 383 amino acids.
AUGCAGUUGAAAGACGAAGUCCAACGUCGUGUCGUCCGCACGGACCACCUCGCGAAACAAUACAUCCCUGCAGCACUUUCUCGAUUUGGAAACACGCAUAUAUACGUAUCUUCUUCGAUGGACCUGACAGAGAUCCGCGACAUACCCAAGGCUGGCCGCGGAGUGAUUGCCACACAGCCCAUUCCCUCAGGCACGGUGAUCCUUCAAAGUGGCUCUCCGGCCUACCACGUCAUAUUCGCAAAAUACCGCAAAGAAACGUGUGCAUGGUGCUUCCUGUGGGAUCGAGGGAGGGCGUUGCCUGUUCGCGAUGGUGAGACGAGCAAGGUGUUUUGUAGUGGACAGUGUCAGAGCAGGUGGUGUGAGGAACAAGGUGAUGUUGGGAUUGAGGCGUGGAAGUCGGUGGCGGCGUUUGUGAAGUCGAAGGCGAAGGGAGCGAGCGACGAUGAGAAUAUGGCGGAGGGUGGAAGACCCAGUCCAGACGCUAUCAACGAUGCGUGGAGACAAGCCGAGGAAAGUGGCGAGAUCAUUCGGCGGAGUCGCCAGAACGAAGCAGAAGGCUCUCAGCCCACAAAAGCAGACAGGAAACGAGUACAAGCGAUCCUAAGAAGUUGCACGGUACUCGUCGACGCCGACAUGCUCUCCUACCUACUCUGCGGCGUCCUCCUCCAUCACAGCCAUUCGCCUCUCGUCGACGAGAUCCACCGCCUCGCAAUGGACGACCAGCCAUACCCAACAUCCUACGCCCUCGACCUCGCCUGCGCCACCUACAUACAACUCCUCUCUAUCCUGCCCCCAUCCCUCCUCCCAAUCCUCACGCCAAAGCUCUGCCUCACAAUGGUCCGCGCCGACAACCAUAACGCCUUCGGCAUCCGCGGUGGUGGCGAGGACAGCGAGGAAUACAUGGGCUGGGCAGUCUACCCGUCCGCGAGCUACUUCAAUCACUCCUGCAGUCCCAACUUGGCGAAGCGAAGGGUCGGCAGGGAGUGGGAGUUCACCACCGCGAGAGAUGUCGAUGCAGGGGAGGAGUGCUGUAUUACGUAUCUUGGCGGGGAUGAGAAGGGCAUGGAUCGGGCGGAGCGGCAGAGGCGGUUGAAGGAAGUCUGGGGUUUUGAUUGUGGGUGCGAGAGGUGUCGGGAUGAAACGGUGACUUGA